AUGUCGCGCUUGAUCCGCGCGCUGCAGAGCUUCUCUGGAGUCUGGUUCUACACCACAUACUUAUAUGAGUCAGAGAUCCCGCACGCCCAUCCUGCCAACGUGGAGUACCACAUUUUCGCAAGCUCGUGCGCCCCAGAGGUCGCGCUGGACAACUCCGACGCUGCAGUCAGCCUUGCGUCAGCUAUCGCGCUGUCGGUGCGCUUGGCGUUUGUGGCUCGUUUGGAGACCGUAUGGUACUUUGUCCACUACCCGUGGAUCGUCAAGUUGUGGCUUUUGUACAUUGCGUCGGAACACCUUACGACUAUCUCGGCACCUAUUGCGCUUAUAACCGUUCUUCUCCCGAGCGACUCCUUCUACGUCAUAGCUUACUAUUUCGGCGUCCGACGUGCGCUGCUCUCGCUUUUCGCCACCCUCAACGCCCGGUUCGAUCUACGGGUGCAAACGGAGGAGCGCACCUUCCCCAAAGUCUUCUCAUCCACACAGCUCUCGGCGUCGACGUCCGGGCCGCAGCCCACGCCAUCGUCCUUGAUGGUGAUCGGUUCCGACGAUACGAGCUACAUGACGCCUGCUCCCACAACUGCGACGUCGACGUACUGCGACGGGAUGCGAUGUUACGUCUGGCCACAGCCUGAAGACUUGGGCGAGGAGGUGUCCUCGCCUGUGUCAGAAGAUAGCGGGGAGCAUGAGAGGGUAGAGGGCGCGUCGUUGAUGGGCCGGUCGGACUCGAUCGAAGAGGUGGAAAGGUAG
Molecule: messenger RNA, 747 nt
Organism: Epithele typhae
Lineage: Eukaryota; Fungi; Basidiomycota; Agaricomycetes; Polyporales; Epitheliaceae
Exons: 8
Coding region: 1-747 (248 amino acids)
Source: RefSeq, a predicted model, not a curated record